Messenger RNA from Jaculus jaculus (lesser Egyptian jerboa), 3035 nucleotides. It is a transcript of the gene Hvcn1, whose product is annotated as hydrogen voltage gated channel 1. The coding region runs from base 453 to 1259 and encodes 268 amino acids. The record is from RefSeq and is a predicted model, not a curated record. The transcript is spliced from 8 exons. Gene Ontology annotation, biological process: proton transmembrane transport. Gene Ontology annotation, molecular function: voltage-gated proton channel activity. NCBI's taxonomy places the organism in Eukaryota, Metazoa, Chordata, Mammalia, Rodentia, Dipodidae. Gene Ontology annotation, cellular component: plasma membrane.
AAGGAUUUGGGACCGCCCCAAAUGCACACCCGAGCGGAGAGAUGGGUUGGAGGGAGGAGUCUGGGACCAGGGGUCAAGGACCGAGGGGAGAGACUGGGCUUAGAGUCCAGGUCAAGCACAGCCCUUGAGCAGGGCGCCCCCCCCCCUCUUUCUUCUCUCCAGCCUCAGCUCCAUCUGGGAACCCCCGAGGCCUGCAAAGUUGCCCCCACCUUCGUUCCAUCUCGGGGGACCCCGGGCCGGGGAGGCCUGGAGGCCGGAGGGGCUGCGCCCUGGGCGGAGGCAGGAAGCGAGGCCUUCCCCGGCUCCUCCCUCCCCGCCCCGCAGCGAUCCUCGUGAGUCGCGAUCGGCUCCCUGGCGGGACCUUUGUCCCUGGGGUGGCCUCGGGGUGAAGACAGUCGCUGGGCAGCAGAGGAGCAGCCAGAACUCGCGACAGAUCCCAGGAGAGCAGGAAAAUGGCCUCCCGUGAAGACAAGGCUGUCACCCGCAGGGCCAAGGUGGCCACGGCUGAGAGGAUGAGCAGAUUCCUGAAGCACUUCACUGUGGUAGGGGACGAUUAUCACACGUGGAACAUCAACUACAAGAAGUGGGAGAAUGAGGAGGAAGAAGAGGAGGCACCCCCCACGCCAGCCAUGGGUGAGGAGGGCAGUGCUCCAGACACCGAGGCUGGCUCUGUCCCUGUACCCAAGCCACGUCUGGACUUCAGGAGCGUAUUGAGGAAGCUCUUCAGCUCCCACAGGUUUCAGGUUAUCAUCAUCUGCCUGGUGGUCCUGGAUGCCCUCCUCGUACUCGCUGAGCUCAUCCUGGACCUGAAGAUCAUCCAGCCAGACCAGAACAAGUAUGCAGCCAAGGUGUUUCACUACAUGAGCAUUGCCAUCCUGUUCUUCUUCAUGAUGGAGAUCUGCUUCAAAAUAUUUGUCUUCCGCCUGGAAUUCUUCCACCACAAGUUUGAAAUCCUGGAUGCCAUCGUGGUGGUCAUCUCGUUUGUCCUAGACAUUGUCCUCCUGUUCCAGAAGCAUGAGUUUGAGGCUCUUGGCUUGCUGAUCCUGCUGCGGCUGUGGCGGGUGGCCCGGAUCAUCAAUGGGAUAAUAAUCUCAGUCAAAACACGUUCAGAACGGAAGCUCUUAAGGUUAAAACAGAUGAACAUCCAGCUGGCUGCCAAGAUCCAGCACCUGGAAUUCAGCUGCUCUGAGAAGGAACAAGAAAUUGAGAGGCUCAACAAGCUAUUGAGACAGCAUGGACUUCUUGAGGACACCAACUAGCCAUCCAGGAAUUCUACCCCAGAGAAGCUGGCUAGGCCAUGACCUUCCUGGGGCCCAGGGUGAGAGGUCCAGUCCCUGCUUUUUGUUUCACCCCACACCUCUGGAACUAGGCUAAGAGCCUUCCAGCAGCUUCCCUGGUGUGACCCAGAGCUGCCCAUCCAUCUAUGCCUUCCAUCUGAAGCAACGGAAUCACGCUGUACACUUGGAUCUUGCUUGACAAUGAACAGGGAAGCCAGACUGUUCCUGUCGAUAAAAGCGAAUCUCAUCACACCAGUUCCAACUUUGCAUGUAGUUGUUGAGACCAGCACAUCUUUUCAGGAGCACAUUCUGAAAGAAGAGGAAAAGCAGCCACCUUAGCUUCCAGUCCAUUCCAGAGAAUCUAUUUCCCAACUGUUCCCAACAACUUUUCUUGUACCCCCACGGGAAGCUGCCGGGCUCUCCUCUGGCAUUCAGCUGUGUCAUCAGCUUCCAGCAGCUCCGCCUCCCUCUGCACCUGCCAGCGUUUCUCUCAAUUCCUGAACAAUUAAUGUACAAAAUAACCAUGCUGUGCUUGGCCCUCCUACUGCAUUCUUUCCUCCAAGCCGGUCCACACUAGCCCACCAGUUGGAGAACCAGCUAGCUGCAAGGCCUGUGCAGUAAUGGCAGUGAAAAAAAAAAAAAAAAAAAAAAAGAAAGAAAGAAAUGGCAGUGAGCCCCGGUCACCCUGUAAUUAGUGUAGUCUUUGGGGGAAGAUCCCUUGGGAGGCUUUGUGUUCUACACACAUGAUUAUAGGAUGGUAUUUUGCUAUUUUUGUGCUUACUUCAACAAGACUGAAAGUAAACCUGAACUAGAGACCAUGAGCACUUUUUAAAUUUACUCCCAUUAAAAGGGAGCCCUACCACAAGGAUACUGCAUCAGGGUCUGGUUUCUAUCUAGGACCUGUGUGUUGUGCUCAGGGGAUUAGAAAUGACCAAUUUCUAAACCAAAAAACAACAGUGACAUUUUCAAGAGGAAAAAAGCCAGUUGUGAAGGAAGUGGAGGAAAAGAAUCUUGGUGUGGACAUGUCAACAAAAGUUAAGAGUAAGGAGGGAAAUGUCCCCAAAUGACUUGGGACCCACAUGUCCACUGUCCCAAGCUGAAGACUUCAGGGUGGGGUCACAUUCCUUCAGGGACCACUUACAUCAGACAAACGGGAAAAAGAAGUUGAAGGGCAGCCUGGCGUUGAUGGAGGGCCGGGCUCUGAAGCCAGCCUCUGCAGGAGCAGACACGUCCACAAAGGUAACUGCGGUGGACACGACAAUCGUCCUCUCAUCUCCUGGGUGAGGCUGUAAUGGAAAGACACGGUGGGGGCCUCUGUGCCCUCUUCCUUGCUUGCUCAGGUGGGUCUGUGAGUCCAGCAGGUGUGGAGACCAGGCACAAGUCUUCCCAGGUUUCCUAACUGACCCAGUCAGGAACACCAACCACAAUUUAGUGCUCAGGGGGAUGGGAAGGACGAAAUUCAGACAAGUGCUACUGUGAAUAAAGCUGUCGUGAGCUUCUCCGUCCCAAUAUGCGUGAAAGAACCCAGACUGCAGCCAGACUCACACCUGCUGUCACCGCACUCAGGAGGUGAGGCAGAGGACAGGGAAAGCCCACCAGGCGUGGAGCACAUCUAUAAUUCCAGCAUUUGGGAAGGUGAAGCAGAAAGGUCAUGAGUUCAAAAGACCUUGUCUCAAGAAAAAGAAAAAAAAAGAAAGUUUAACCCAAACUGUUUAUAAUCAUUUGCACCCAGUAAUAAAUUUUACCUGUCACACUUGU